Molecule: messenger RNA, 1629 nt
Organism: Drosophila suzukii
Lineage: Eukaryota; Metazoa; Arthropoda; Insecta; Diptera; Drosophilidae
Product: axoneme-associated protein mst101(1)
Source: RefSeq, a predicted model, not a curated record
CUCACGGAUUUCAUUUGCCGCCUUGGCGGAGCAAGAGCUGGCGGCAAUGGCUCGCUGGAUUUCCUCGAUGACCCGUUUCGUUUCGGCCAGACUCUUGGUGAACUCGUCCAGGAGCUGCUUCUUACCGUUGAGAGCCGCCUCCGCUGCCUUGGCAGCUUGCAGUGCCCGAUCCGCCAGCAUGGCCUUAGCUCUCUGACCCGCCACCUCCGCGGCACUUGGCUGUGCAUCCUUGGCGUCCUUGGCAUCCUUGGCCGCCUUCGAGGCCAUCUGGCUGGCCUUCACGUUCGUCUUGCAGAAGCCGGCAGCCGGCUUGAAGCGCGGAUCGUUCCGGUGGGCAGAUUCCGCAGUGCUCAUCAGCAGGAUGUUCACCAGAAGCAGCAUCGUAACCAGGGACUCGUAACGCAUCGGAAAUCUCGCAUCUUACAUAAAUCUCAAGGCUCAUAAGGAAAACGAAAUGUAGAUAUUUUUGUGAUGUUGAUGUGACAGACGAAGAAUUCAAUAUUGUGAUUUAACAUGACUUAUAUUUCCAUAUGCUUAAAAAGCACAAAAUGGUAAAUUUAAAAGUUAUUUUUAGAACUUUUGAAUCUACUGAUAUAAGCAUUAUUUGAUUUAAAUAUCCCUUAUACGACAUGUGUUCCAGUAUUCGGUUUCCUCUUCCCAAAAGUGCUUCAAAAAGUGCUUAAAAUUUGUCCACGUAGUAUAUGGACGGCCCCUAACUACAGUUGGCAUUUCAUUGACAGUCUUAUUUGAAAAUAUAUUUAUCAAUAGCAGUUUCCGAAAUCCCUCCCUAUUGAAGCAUAUAUCACUUUUCCGAAGCUGAACAUGGAAUUGAAACCUACGGUUAUCCUAAUUGUCCUUUUACUCGCGGGCCUUUCAAAAGGCUAUAAGAUGGCGCAGUCCUCCAAUGAGAUGGUGGGCCUGAUCUCGGAUCAUCAGGGCGGCGGAGACAAUUGUCCUUCGUCAUCCUCGGAAGGUGCCAAGUGCGGCAUCAAGAUGGACGGCAAGACGAAGAUAAAAGCCUCCAGCAUUGCCCAGAAAGCGGCCAAGGAGGCCAAGGACGCAUCCGAUGCCCAGAUGGAGGCAGGCGAGGCGGCAGCUCGUCAGGUGAAACAGCAAUUGGCCGACAAGGCACUUGCCGCUGCCAAGGCGGCAGAAGCAGCUCUGGCCGGGAAGCAACAGAUCGUGGAGCAACUAGAGUCCGAGGUGAAGGAGGGAGAACUGGUGGUGCAGGAGGAGAGCACUCUAUUGCAGACCACCCAGACCACCUGUGCCGCCGCGGGACAGGCUUCCAAACAGGCGGCGGAGCAACUGAAGACCAUCACACAGGCGGUGAAGAAUGCCCAGGACAACGUGGUCAAUGCAGAGCACGUGGCCAGUGGAGCCCAACAGGAGCUGGGUGAGAAGCAGCAGCUUGUGGACGCGGCGAAGAAGCGGGUGGAGCUGCUACUCCGUCAACUGGAGGUGGCUAGGGCGGAUUUCAAGAACACUAAGAAUGCCGCAGAGAAGGCAGCCUGUGCCGCUCAGGAGGCCAGGCAAAGGGCCACGCGGGAGCGCCGCAGGGCAGAAUUGAGGCACCGACUGCGCCUCAAGAGGGGACACAACCACUUGGAUCAUUAAUGUUUAUAUUUU